AUGCCUGAAAUAAAGGUGGUGCCCUUAGGUGCUGGACAAGAUGUUGGUAGAAGCUGUGUUUUGGUUUCCAUUGGUGGCAAGAAUAUCAUGUUUGACUGUGGAAUGCAUAUGGGAUACAACGAUGAGCGUAGAUUUCCAGACUUUUCUUACAUUACCAGAGCUGGUACCUUAACAGAGCACUUGGACUGUGUCAUCAUAAGCCAUUUUCACUUAGAUCAUUGUGGAUCUUUACCGCAUAUGUCUGAGAUGAUUGGAUUUGAUGGACCCAUCUAUAUGACAAUUCCUACAAAAGCUAUAUGUCCUAUUCUAUUGGAGGAUUACCGAAAGAUAACUGUUGAAAAAAAAGGCGAGACCAAUUUUUUCACAUCUCAGAUGAUUAAAGAUUGUAUGAAGAAAGUAGUGGCCGUGAACUUGCAUCAGACAGUACAGGUUGAUGAUGAAUUGGAAAUCAAAGCAUACUAUGCUGGCCACGUGUUAGGUGCCGCUAUGUUUCAUGUGAAGGUUGGAUCACAAUCAGUUGUCUACACAGGAGAUUAUAACAUGACUGCAGACAGACAUCUUGGAUCUGCCUGGAUUGAUAAAUGUAGGCCUGAUUUAUUAAUCUCAGAGUCUACAUAUGCAACUACAAUCAGGGAUUCAAAAAGAUGCCGUGAGAGGGAUUUUCUACAAAAAGUACAUGACUGCGUUGAGAAAGGUGGUAAAGUCCUCAUCCCUGUAUUUGCACUCGGAAGAGCACAGGAACUAUGUAUCUUAUUGGAAACAUUUUGGGAUCGAAUGAACUUAAAAGCUCCAAUAUACUUUUCUACUGGACUUACUGAAAAGGCUAAUCAUUACUAUAAAUUAUUCAUAACAUGGACUAACCAGAAAAUCAGGAAGACGUUUGUGCAAAGAAACAUGUUUGAAUUCAGACACAUUAAGCCGUUUGACCGUUCAUACACCGAUAAUCCUGGUCCUAUGGUAGUGUUUGCCACUCCUGGUAUGUUACAUGGUGGAUUGUCAUUACAUGUAUUCAAGAAAUGGGCAUCAAAUGAAAAAAACAUGGUCAUCAUGCCUGGUUACUGUGUUGCCGGUACUGUUGGGCAUAAAAUAUUGAAUGGACAAAGAAAAAUUGAACUUGAAAACAGGCAAACGAUCGAUGUAAAGCUAUCAGUUCAGUACAUGUCAUUCAGCGCUCAUGCAGAUGCUAAAGGUAUCAUGCAAUUAAUUAAGCAAUGUGAACCGAAAAAUGUCAUGUUAGUACAUGGUGAAGCAAAGAAAAUGGACUUCCUGAAACAGAAAAUUGUACAACAGUUUGGUGUACAGUGUUUUAUGCCUCCAAAUGGAGAAAGUGUUGUCAUAGAAACACAUUCAAAUAUCCCUGCAGAUAUUUCUGUGAAUCUACUAAAGAGGAAUGCCGCUUUAGCUGGUUUCAGCAGUACUCUUUCCACGGAUCCCAAGAAGCUAUGUACCAUGCAUGGGGCACUAGUUAUGCACGAUAAUCGUAUAACAAUAGUAGAAGCAAGCCAAGCAUUGAAAGAGUGCAGCGCAUCUGAACAUGAAAUACGAUUUACCUCAACUGUAUCGCUACCACCAGCAUGUAGUAUGGAUGUACUGUACAAGACACUGAAACAGCGUUUCUCUGGUCACAAUGUACAACACGCAUCAGAUGGAUCCUUACAGGUUGAUUCUGUACUAGUUAAGAUUUCAGGUGAGUCAGAUGAAGGUACAGAUAUGCUGGUUUCCUGGCCAUAUCAGGAUGAAGAGCUUGGAAGUUCACUACUCACAAUGUUGCAAAAUAGAUUCGCCAAGGAGAAAAGAGAAUAA
Messenger RNA from Saccoglossus kowalevskii, 1803 nucleotides. RefSeq names its product integrator complex subunit 11-like. Gene Ontology annotation, molecular function: RNA endonuclease activity. NCBI's taxonomy places the organism in Eukaryota, Metazoa, Hemichordata, Enteropneusta, Harrimaniidae. Gene Ontology annotation, biological process: snRNA processing. The record is from RefSeq and is a predicted model, not a curated record. Gene Ontology annotation, cellular component: nucleus.